Zasmidium cellare ATCC 36951 is the source of this 1218-nucleotide messenger RNA. RefSeq lists its product as uncharacterized. Gene Ontology annotation, biological process: biosynthetic process. The coding region runs from base 1 to 1218 and encodes 405 amino acids. Gene Ontology annotation, cellular component: mitochondrion; cytoplasm. The record is from RefSeq and is a predicted model, not a curated record. The transcript has a single exon. Lineage: Eukaryota; Fungi; Ascomycota; Dothideomycetes; Mycosphaerellales; Mycosphaerellaceae. Gene Ontology annotation, molecular function: pyridoxal phosphate binding; L-kynurenine:2-oxoglutarate transaminase activity.
AUGGCUGGACGACGCACCGCCCGGGUACAGUCUCUGGCUGGAAUUGGCGUCGACCGCAUGGGAGCACUGGCUUCCCAAAAAGAGGAAUCGUCCACUGCAGCACCAAAAGCGGGAGAGAAGCAUGAAAAGCCUCUCAGGCUGGAGAAUCUCGACACUGAUGUUCCUCCUCAUCCCGUCGCCCUCAAAGCCACGACCAAGGCCAUAUCGAACAAAGAAGACAACAGCUACCUGCCGUUCAUCGGCCAGCUAGGCCUUCGAAAUGCUGCGGCUGCCCAUGUAUCUCGACUGGCAGGAGGCGUGAAGUACUCCGGCGAAGAGAACUGCUGCAUCACAGCUGGAGGGCUCUCUGGAGUUCUAAAUACUCUGUUCGCAACCGUCGAGCCUGGAGAAGGUGUCCUCCUGACUGACCCGACAUACAUUGGACUCAUCAAUCGUGUAAAACUCGUUGGAGCUGUUCCCGUGCUCUUUCCUGUGGAAUUCCGCCCCGGUGAGCCUUGGAGGUUUCCUCGCGAGAAGCUGUUGUCGUUUAUCGAGUCGAAGGAAAAAGAAGGCAUCAAGAUUAAAACCCUGCUCUUGAGCUCACCAGCUCUUCCAUCUGGUCUGUACCUUGAUAAGGAAGACUGGCAAGCUGUAGCUGAUGUGUGUAUCUCCCGUGACCUCCUCCUCAUCUACGAUGUUGCAUUCGAACGACUGCUCUUUGACGGUCGGCCAGUUAUCCAUCCCGCCUCUUUCCCCGGCAUGGAACAAAGAACCAUUAUCGUCGUAAGUGCAUCUAAGGAGCUUCGUUUGAUCGGAUGGCGCGUUGGCUGGAUCGUUGGACCGAAGUGGAUUAUUUCUGACAUCCAGCUGGUAGGAAUGGCGAAUGUUGUCGUUCCCGUUGGUAUCGGUCAGAAAGCAGCACAAGCAGCCCUCGAACACUCUGGCUCGGACAAAGACUGUGUCGAUUUCACGAAGGAGCUCGAGGCUAGGCGAGAUCUCUUGAUGAAGGAGCUGGAGCGUCUUCCAGUGGGGAUUCCGGCUGGAGGCUGGUCGUUUGUCCUGCGCGUUGACAAUGGAAAGGCGGCGUCGACUGCCUUGAUGGAGGAGGGCAUCUAUGUGACUUCGAUGGAUGGGUGGGGGAGUGAUGGAGAAAGCUUCAUCAGGUUCGUGUUCUCCAACGAGCCGUGCGAUCGAUUGAAAGGUAUUGGCGAGAAGGUGAGGAAAGCCCUGAAGAUUUAG